AAACCCUAAAACCAGUCUCUUGUUUCUUCUCUUUUUCUUCGCCGUCUUUCCUCAUCAGACUUGAGAAAAUUCACAAACCCUUGAGAACAAUCUCUAUCUUGUUUACUCCACUGACUGAGGAAAGAGAGCGUUUUAUCAUCUGGAUUUUGGAAUCUCCGUUACGAUGGAAGGUUCGGCUGAUCAAACCACGAAAGCGUUAUCUGAGUUAACCAUGGAUUCUUCUUCUUCUUCUUCUACCACCACGAACGCUGCUGAGCCUGCCGUUGCUGAUGCUUCUGAACCUCGGAGCAAAAAUGCUCUGAAGAAGGAACUUAAAUUGAAGCAGAAAGAGGAAGAGAGGAGACGCAAGGAGGAAGAAAAGGCAAAACAACCUCCCAAGGCAAGCCCCCAGAGCCAGAGGUCAGUGGCAGCAGAUGAUGAUGAGAUGGAUCCAACGCAAUACCAUGAGAACAGAUUGAAAUAUCUUGCGGCUGAGAAGGCUAAAGGGGAGAAUCCAUAUCCUCAUAAGUUUGCUGUGUCAAUGUCUAUUCCUGAAUACAUUGAGAAGUAUGGUAGUUUGAACAAUGGGGAUCAUGUUGAAGAUGCUGAAGUUUCUCUAGCCGGGAGGAUUAUGAGCAAACGAUCUUCCUCUACCAAGCUCUUCUUCUAUGAUCUUCACGGUGAAGAUUUCAAGGUCCAAGUGAUGGCUGAUGCAAGUAAGUCAGGAUUGAAUGAAGCUGAGUUUUGUAAGCUCCAUUCGAAUUCUAAGAGAGGUGAUAUCGUUGGAGUCACUGGAUAUCCAGGAAAAUCUAAGAGAGGAGAAUUGAGUAUCUUCCCCCGAUCAUUUAUCCUUCUAUCCCAUUGCCUUCACAUGAUGCCGAGAAAGGCUGAUAAUGUGAAUGCGCAGAAACCUGAAACCUGGGUUCCAGGUGAUACGAGAAAUCCUGAAGCAUAUGUUCUGAAAGAUCAGGAAUUAAGAUAUCGCCAGCGUUAUCUUGAUCUCAUGUUGAACGUGGAGGUUCGUCAGAUAUUCAAGACCAGAGCUAGUAUUAUCUCCUACAUCCGCAGAUUCCUCGAUAGUAGAAAAUUCUUGGAGGUCGAGACACCUAUGAUGAACAGAAUUGCUGGUGGAGCAGCUGCUCGUCCAUUUGUGACACAUCACAAUGAUCUAGAUAUGAGGCUGUUCAUGCGUAUUGCACCUGAACUCUUUCUUAAGCAACUUAUUGUUGGUGGCUUGGAUCGUGUUUACGAGAUAGGAAAGCAAUUCAGAAACGAGGGUAUUGACCUGACACACAAUCCGGAGUUCACCACUUGCGAAUUCUAUAUGGCUUUUGCAGACUACAAUGACCUGAUGAAAAUGACUGAGGAUAUGGUGAGUGGCAUGGUCAAGGAAUUAACAGGUGGUUAUAAAAUCAAGUAUCAUGCUAAUGGAUAUGACAAGGAUCCAAUCGAGAUAGACUUCACACCUCCGUUCAGGAGGAUUGAGAUGAUAGGAGAGUUAGAGAAGGUGGCUAACCUUAAUAUACCAAAAGACUUGACUAGCGACGAAGCUAACAAGUAUCUGAUUGAUGCAUGUGCGAGGUUUGAUGUCAAAUGCCCUCCUCCUCAGACAACGGCUCGUCUGUUAGAUAAACUUGUUGGUGAAUUUCUGGAAGUGACAUGUGUGAACCCAACUUUCAUCAUCAACCAUCCCGAGAUCAUGAGUCCAUUGGCAAAAUGGCACAGAUCGAAUGAUGUUUUGACAGAGAGAUUCGAGCUGUUCAUCAACCAACAUGAACUCUGCAACGCCUACACGGAGCUGAACGAUCCUGUGGUACAGCGCCAGCGUUUUGCUGAUCAGCUCAAGGACCGACAAUCUGGAGACGAUGAAGCGAUGGCAUUAGAUGAGACAUUUUGCAAUGCUUUAGAAUACGGAUUGGCUCCUACAGGUGGUUGGGGAUUGGGAAUCGACAGACUUACUAUGCUCUUUACUGAUUCACAGAACAUCAAGGAGGUUAUUCUCUUCCCAGCUAUGAGGCCACCACAGGACGAGACAGCAGCCGCUAAAGCUCCUUCGCAAACAGAGAAGAAUUAAGGAGAGAUUCUGCACAAGUUUUCAGACUAAGCUUUUUAAAGUUUGGUAGUCCAUUUGCUCUCAAAUUACUUGUAAUUGCAGACCAUAUUUUUCAAAAAAAGAAAGUUACCCGUUAGUUAUUAUCAGAAACUUUUGUAAGACGUUUUGCAAUCGUUGAUUGGUUUUUUAGCCGUGAUUUGACUUCAUAUUGCAGA
Camelina sativa (false flax) is the source of this 2247-nucleotide messenger RNA. Its product is annotated as lysine--tRNA ligase, cytoplasmic. Gene Ontology annotation, cellular component: cytoplasm; cytosol. Lineage: Eukaryota; Viridiplantae; Streptophyta; Magnoliopsida; Brassicales; Brassicaceae. Gene Ontology annotation, molecular function: tRNA binding; lysine-tRNA ligase activity; ATP binding. Gene Ontology annotation, biological process: lysyl-tRNA aminoacylation. The record is from RefSeq and is a predicted model, not a curated record.